Gadus chalcogrammus (walleye pollock) is the source of this 3289-nucleotide messenger RNA. RefSeq names its product lysine (K)-specific demethylase 1a (gene kdm1a). Lineage: Eukaryota; Metazoa; Chordata; Actinopteri; Gadiformes; Gadidae. Gene Ontology annotation, molecular function: flavin adenine dinucleotide binding; protein binding; oxidoreductase activity. The record is from RefSeq and is a predicted model, not a curated record. Gene Ontology annotation, cellular component: nucleus. Gene Ontology annotation, biological process: regulation of DNA-templated transcription. The transcript is spliced from 21 exons. The coding region runs from base 614 to 3181 and encodes 855 amino acids.
AAUUCAAUCGUUUGUGACAAAAAACGCACAAAAUAUAGCAUGUUGCCGCGAACAGGGGUACUCUAAAUGUUUUUGUCGGUAUACGAGCUCAGAUCCAUGUGAAAACGAGGUUCGCUAGUCAUGAUCGGGUCACACCUGCUACUGAGCCACAGUUAACGUUGCUGCUAGUCGACACUCAUUGUUAGCAUUUAGCUAACAAUAAGGCUAGCUUGCGCAACCAAUCGAUCGCCAAUUAAUUUCCUCCGAUACCUUUUCAAAUCGUGUCGAAAGAAACGCACGAUGGAAUAGAUUCAUAUGUAGGCUGCUAUUUAUACAUUCAACCAAUGUACAUUUUCCUUUUUGGUGGUAUGACAAAAUGAACCAAGCUACCCCUAACUGGCUCAGUGGCUAGCUCAACCUCUUGCUGUCUCUGCAGGCUUCACAGAGAGCUAGCAUUAGCAAGCUAGCCGGUUCUUGCUAUUUUCCAUAGGGACGACGGUAGAGUUACACAAUGGAUUGGUUCUCUGGAUGAUUAUCAUGUAGCAUGGUAUAAUACAAUAUGAAAUAUAGUAUAAGGCCGUCAGGUGUUUUUAUAACUACAUCUCUGGUUCUUUCUUUAUUUCUUAGUGUUUGAAUGGAUAUUACGAGGUGCACGGAGAAAUGGGAGAGGCCUCCAACGUCCUCCAUGAUGUUGUCCAGUAAGAAGUCAGACGCUGGCUCCUCUUCCUCCACCUCCUCAUCCACUACCGGCGCCGCUGGGGCGGAACGGGCCUCUGGGUCAGACGCCCAGUCUGGGCCGUCGGCCACUGUUCCCGGACCCGCGGACGUCAAGAAAAAGGAAAGGGCUUCCCCAAGCGGGGAGCCGGGGGGGCCCCCCCUGCCCCACCAAGCAGGUCCAGGAGCAGCGGAGCAGGACGCCGCGGAAGUCCGCAGGACGAGCCGUCGCAAGCGAGCAAAACAGGUGGAGUACCGCGAGAUGGACGAGAGCCUGGCCAACCUGUCUGAGGACGAAUAUUACUCUGAGGAGGAGCGCAAUGCCAAGGCAGAGAAGGAGAGGAAGCAGGUGGUGCCGCCGCCCGCACCCCCGCCGGAGGAGGAGAACGACAGCGAGCCUGAAGAGCCCUCAGGUGUGGAGGGAGCCGCCUUCCAGAGCCGCCUCCCCCACGACCGCAUGACGUCGCAGGAGGCCGCCUGCUUCCCCGACAUCAUCAGCGGGCCCCAGCAGACCCAGAAGGUCUUCCUGUUCAUCCGGAACCGCACGCUUCAACUGUGGCUAGACAACCCUAAGUUGCAGCUGACGUUUGAAGCCACCGUGCAACAGCUUGAAGCUCCGUACAAUAGUGAUACUAUUCUGGUCCACAGAAUACACAGCUACCUAGAGAGGCAUGGUCUUGUCAACUUUGGCAUUUACAAGAGGGUCAAGCCGUUACCCACUAAGAAGACAGGAAAGGUCAUCAUCAUCGGAGGGGGCGUGUCGGGUCUCGCUGCGGCCAGGCAGCUGCAGAGCUUUGGGAUGGACGUGACCGUUCUGGAAGCCAGGGAUCGUGUUGGCGGCAGAGUGGCCACGUUUAGGAAAGGCAACUAUGUGGCAGAUCUAGGAGCUAUGGUAGUGACCGGACUAGGAGGAAACCCCAUGGCUGUAAUAAGUAAGCAGGUCAACAUGGAGUUGGCCAAAAUUAAACAGAAGUGUCCUCUCUAUGAAGCCAACGGCCAGGCCGGGGAACGAUGCACGAGUGUGCCCAAGGAGAAGGACGAGAUGGUGGAGCAGGAGUUCAACAGGCUCCUGGAGGCAACCUCCUACCUCAGCCACCAGCUGGACUUCAACUUCCUCAACAACAAGCCUGUGUCCCUGGGACAGGCCCUGGAGGUGGUCAUCCAGCUGCAGGAAAAACACGUAAAGGACGAGCAGAUUGAACACUGGAAGAAGAUUGUCAAAACCCAGGAGGAUCUGAAGGAGCUGCUAAACAAGAUGGUGAACACCAAGGAGCGCGUGAAGGAGCUCCACCAGCAGUACAAGGAGGCCAGCGAGGUGAAGCCACCCAGGGACAUCACGGCAGAGUUCCUGGUCAAGAGCAAGCACCGGGACCUGACCGCGCUCUGCAAAGAGUACGACGAGCUGGUGGAGCUACAGGUGAAACUUGAAGAAAAACUACAGGAGCUGGAGGCGAAUCCACCCAGCGAUGUUUACUUGUCCUCGAGAGACAGACAGAUCUUAGACUGGCACUUUGCCAACCUGGAGUUUGCCAACGCCACGCCUCUGUCCACCUUGUCUCUCAAACACUGGGAUCAGGACGAUGACUUUGAGUUCACUGGCAGCCACCUGACGGUGAGAAACGGUUACAGCUGUGUGCCCGUGGCCCUGGCCGAGGGCUUGGACAUCAAGCUCAACACCGCAGUCAAACAAGUCCGAUACACGGCCUCCGGCUGUGAGGUGAUCGCGGUCAACACCCGCUCCACCAGCCAGACCUUCAUCUACAAGUGCGACGCCGUGCUGUGCACCUUGCCGCUGGGCGUGAUGAAGCAGCAGCCGCCCGCCGUGCAGUUCAUGCCCUCGCUGCCCGAGUGGAAGACCGCUGCCAUCCAGCGAAUGGGCUUCGGUAACCUCAACAAGGUGGUGCUGUGUUUCGACCGUGUCUUCUGGGACCCCAGUGUGAACCUGUUUGGUCACGUGGGCUCCACCACUGCCAGCCGCGGGGAAUUGUUCCUCUUCUGGAACCUCUACAAAGCUCCCAUCCUGCUGGCCCUGAUGGCGGGAGAGGCGGCCGGCAUCAUGGAGAACAUCAGCGACGACGUCAUCGUGGGCCGCUGCCUGGCCAUCCUGAAGGGGAUCUUCGGCAGCAGCGCCGUGCCUCAGCCUAAGGAGACGGUGGUGACGCGUUGGCGUGCCGACCCCUGGGCGCGGGGGUCCUACUCGUACGUCGCUGCGGGCUCUUCCGGAAACGACUAUGACCUCAUGGCUCAGCCCAUCACGCCCGGACCCGCCAUCCCAGGAGCCUCGCAGCCCGUCCCGAGGCUGUUCUUCGCAGGGGAGCACACCAUCAGGAACUACCCGGCCACCGUGCACGGAGCCCUGCUCAGCGGGCUGCGGGAGGCGGGCCGCAUCGCCGACCAGUUCCUGGGGGCCAUGUACACCCUGCCCCGGCAGACCACCGCCCCGGCCGCCAGCAACCCCCCCCAGGCCCUGCCCGCCGCCGCCGUCUAGACCCGGACACACACUGACACACACACUCAUGGACGUCGGCGCCGACACGCAUACACACACUCCCGACGAUGACUACUCCUGCCACUACUCCGAUUAAGUCUACCCCCC